UUUUAAGCAGUCUUCAUCACCGCCACUAGGUGGCAGCAGUGGGCUUGAAGAUGGUUUGAAACUCCAUCGAAGAAGAAAAGAGAGGAAGUUUUGCAUCGCUGGCGUAAACAACAGCUAGUCUGAAACAUUUAAAAAUGUUGAAAAAGUUAGUAAAUGAGCGACUAAUGGCGGCGGCCGAUGAAAUAUUCGCGCUGUUUGAAAGAACGAUAGCGUCGUACGAGGAGGAACUUUCUCGAACAAGAGAGAAGGAGCGACAUCGACAACAACAGGAAGCUAGCAAGACAGCAACUGUGCUACACGUCGAUGACAUCCAGCAGCUGAUUGGUCAUCAAGAAGGACUUCCUCCUCAGUCGCAGGGGGAAAUCUUCACCUUGGAACAGUUGGAUUCGCAGCCAACCCACUUUAAAGAGGAAGAGGAGGAACCUUGGAUCACCCAGGAGAGAGAGUGUCUUCCAGAGCCGGAGGAGGCUGAUCUCACCAAGUUCCCACUGACUGGUGUCCCUGUAAAGACCGAAGAUCAUGAAGACGGACUAGAAGCAGACAAACUCUUAGCUCCAGUAUCAGAGAGUGACGACACAGUGUCUCGCUAUCCUGAGGAGGAAGACAGGAACGAAAGCCAAGAAGAACCGCUAAGCAGCGAUACAUACUAUGAAGGAGAUAUGAGGACUCACGACAACAAACACUCCCAAAAGAAGCCACCUCGAAACAACAAAAAAUGUGUGCAAACAUGCAAAAAACCUUAUGUUUGCCCAGUUUGUGGUAAAGGACUUUCUUAUAAACGCAAUAUGGAAGUACACAUGCGGACACACAAAGCAGAAAAGCCCUUCAGGUGCUCAGUUUGCGGUAAAAGAUUCUCUCAAAAGGUGCAUUUGGUUUCACAUAUGACAACGCAUACAGGAGAAAAACCCUUUGGCUGUUCAUUUUGCGGUAAAGGCUUUACUCAAAAAACACACAUGGUAUUACACCUGAGAACGCACACCGGAGAAAAACCAUUUCGGUGCUUAUACUGCGGCAAAAGAUUUACUCAAACAACACACAUGAAAUCACACUUGAGAACGCACACGGGGGAAAAGCCUUUUGGCUGCUUGGUUUGUGGCUAUACUUUUUCGCAGAUGGGCAAUUUGAAUAGACACAUGAGGACACACACAAGGGAUAAGCAUUUCAGCUGCUCAAUUUGUGGGGAAAAGUACACCUAUAAGACGAGUUUGACGUCACACAUGCGGACACACAAUAGAGAAAAACGUUUUAAUUGCUUAGUUUGUGAUAAAAGAUUCUCUCAAGAAUCAAAAAUGAUAGCACACAUGACAAUACAUGAAGAAGAAAAAUCUUCUUGUGGUUCAGUUAGUGAUAAAAGAGUUUCCAGAGCGGCAUGUAUACUACCAAAGGAAAGAACGCAAUCAGGGGAAAAGCCUUAUAAUUGCUAUAUAUGUGGCAAAAGUUAUACAGUAAAGGCAUCUUUGAUUGUACACCAAAGAACUCACACAGAAGAAAAAGCCUUUAAACUGUAAAGAUAUCCUGAUUUAAAAAAAAAAAACUUACACAGUAUACAUGUAUGCAAACACACAUGGGGGCGUAACGUGCUUGUCAGGUUCAAACACUGAUGACAUCUAUUAAACAAGACAAGAGGCAAAGAAUUAAACAGAGACAUAAUUCAAUUUGGACUCAAUAUUGAGGAGAGUCGUCUGUACACUGUACCCUUGUACAGUAUCUCAGCACGCUCUGCCAAAAGAUUGCACACCUUCUUUUAUUUUGGACCCUCCCUGACCACAUGGCCACCGCUGUUUCCAAAGGACAAAGGUCGCAAAAAGUUCACAGAAAAGGUCGUAAACAAUUCACAGAAAAGGUCAGUUCAAAAACAGUUCGUAAAAUAGUUCAAAAAGAGGUCCAUAAAAUAGUUCAAAAAAACGUUCGUAAAAUACUUCAAAGAGUGGUCCAGAAAGUAGUUCAAAAAGAGUUCGUCUGGAAAUUGGGCAGAUCCUGCCAUCUCUCCGCUUUGAAGAAAGAAAGAAAAAAGGGUGUUGUUGUAUUGUGCAGGUUUGAAAUAAAUACUUUAAAAAAGUCCUUGGGUUAGAACAAUAUCUUUCUGUUGAUUACCAUACAUGAAUCAUCUUGCCUUCUCCCUACACAGUGGAGUUUUACGAGCCUUACUCUUGGUAGGUUUCAAAGACAGCUUUUGUCUUCUCACCAGACCCUCAAUGUAACACAAAGUUUUUGUGAUCAUUUAGAAACAAUUAUUCUAACAGUGCUCCAGUUUGUGCUAAAAGAUUGUCAAAUCAGAUCCGCUGUGUGUAUUUGACAUUAGAUUCCCACGAGUUCCAAGUUACAUGGUGCCGUCAUAAAAUUGUUUGUUUGGUUUGUGUUGUGCAGCCUGAGGCAAAUAAAACUG
Nerophis lumbriciformis (worm pipefish) is the source of this 2386-nucleotide messenger RNA. RefSeq lists its product as uncharacterized. The record is from RefSeq and is a predicted model, not a curated record. Lineage: Eukaryota; Metazoa; Chordata; Actinopteri; Syngnathiformes; Syngnathidae. Gene Ontology annotation, biological process: regulation of transcription by RNA polymerase II. Gene Ontology annotation, molecular function: DNA-binding transcription factor activity, RNA polymerase II-specific; RNA polymerase II cis-regulatory region sequence-specific DNA binding.